Dama dama (fallow deer) is the source of this 1741-nucleotide messenger RNA. It is a transcript of the gene RASSF10, whose product is annotated as Ras association domain family member 10. Lineage: Eukaryota; Metazoa; Chordata; Mammalia; Artiodactyla; Cervidae. The transcript has a single exon. The record is from RefSeq and is a predicted model, not a curated record. Gene Ontology annotation, biological process: signal transduction. Bases 147 to 1676 code for a protein of 509 amino acids.
CGUGCGGAGCCGGGAGAAGGGCCGGUGCUGAAGAGAGCGAGGGUCCCGAGCUCCAAUCCUUCCUCCAGAGCUGCUGGGCUGCCUGCUGCCCCUGCCGCCCCAGGGGGACUCGGCUUCCCCCGCGCCACCUGCGUCCCGGUUGCGCCAUGGAUCCUUCAGAGAAGAAGAUAUCCGUGUGGAUCUGCCAGGAGGAGAAACUGGUGUCCGGCCUCUCCCGCCGCACCACUUGUUCGGACGUAGUGCGGGUGCUCUUGGAGGAUGGCUGCCGGCGGCGACGGCGGCAGCGGAGGAGCCGGCGGCGGGGGGCGGCCGGCGACCCGCCAGGCCCAGGGGAGCUGCCGGAACCCCUGGACGAGGACGACGAGGACGACGACGAUGAGGCGCUGCCCCAGGGCAUGCUGUGCGGGCCCCCGCAGUGCUAUUGCAUUGUGGAGAAGUGGCGGGGCUUUGAGCGCAUCUUGCCCAACAAGACGCGCAUCUUGCGCCUCUGGGCCGCCUGGGGCGAAGAGCAAGAGAACGUACGCUUCGUGCUGGUGCGCAGCGAGGCGUCGCUGCCCAACGCAGGUCCCCGCAGUGCCGAGGCGCGCGUCGUGCUGAGUCGCGAGCGCCCCUGCUCCGCGCGGGGGGCCCCAGCGCGGCCCAGCCUAGCCAUGACCCAGGAGAAGCAGCGACGAGUGGUGCGCAAGGCCUUCCGCAAGCUGGCCAAGCUCAACCGGCGGCGCCAGCAGCAGCCGUCGUCGCCCUGUUCGUCCACUUCGUCGUCCGCCGCCUCGUCCUGCUCGUCGUCGUCGCCGCGGGCCACCGAGAGCGCCUCGGUGGAGCGUAUGGAGACGCUAGUGCACCUGGUGCUCUCCCAGGACCACACCAUCCGUCAGCAGGUGCAGCGGCUUCGGGAGCUGGACCGCGAGAUCGACCGCUACGAGGCCAAGGUGCAUCUGGACCGCAUGCGGCGACAUGGAGUGAACUACGUGCAGGACACCUACUUGGUGGGUGCCGGGAUCGAACUCGACGGUUCCGGCCCGGGAGAGGAGCCGGAGCCGGAGCCCGAGCCGGCGGCAGCGACGACAGCGACGCCGCCCCUGGACGGCGAGGCGAAGGCGGUCGCGCUGGAGGAGCUGGCCCGGCGCUGCGACGACCUGCUGCAGUUGCAGGAGCAGCGGGCCCAGCAGGAGGAGUUGCUCGAGCGCCUCUCGGCCGAAAUCCAGGAGGAGCUGAACCAGAGGUGGAUGCGGAGGCGCCAGGAGGAGCUCGCAGCGCGGGAGGAGCCCCCGGAGGCCGAGGGAGGCCUCGACGGUGAGCUGCUGCUGGAGCGCGAACGGGUCCGGACGCAGCUCAGCACCAGCCUCUACAUCGGGCUCCGGCUCAACACGGACCUGGAGGCCGUCAAGUCGGACUUGGAUUACAGCCAGCAGCAGUGGGACAGCAAGGAGCGCGAGCUCCAGGGCCUCCUCCAGACUUUGCACACGUUGGAGCUGACGGUAGCGCCCGAUGGGACUCCGGGGUCCAGUGGGCCCUCGCGGGACCCCGGGCCGCAGGCCUGCGCCGAGGUGUGGGUGGACCAGGCCCGCGGACUGGCCAAGAGCUGCCCUGGUAACGACGAGGACUCGGACACAGGGCUGAGCUCCAUGCACAGCCAGGAUUCGGACUCGGUGCCGGUGUGCGAAUCCCUUGUGUAGGAGGAGCAGGGUGGGAGGGGGAGACGGCCGCCUCUCCCUUCCGUGAAGAACUCCGGCGUGGCCGG